This is a messenger RNA of Perkinsus marinus ATCC 50983, 3177 nucleotides long. Its product is annotated as succinate dehydrogenase, putative. Gene Ontology annotation, molecular function: heme binding. Gene Ontology annotation, cellular component: membrane; intracellular membrane-bounded organelle. The transcript has a single exon. Bases 1 to 2976 code for a protein of 991 amino acids. NCBI's taxonomy places the organism in Eukaryota, Perkinsozoa, Perkinsida, Perkinsidae. The record is from RefSeq and is a predicted model, not a curated record.
AUGGGUUCCUUCACUAAAGAGCAAGUUGCAAAACAUAAUACUGACAAGGAUUGUUGGCUCAUCAUCAACGGUGAUGUCGUCGAUGUGAGCAAGUACCAGAAUGAGCAUCCCGGGGGCGCCUUGGCCCUCAACGCCUUCGCCGGUACUGACUGUUCGCUAGAGUACAACACCGUUCAUGAGAAGGAGUUGAUGCAGCAGCAUAAGGACCUUGUCGUUGGCAAGCUUUCUGACGGUUUCACUAAGGAGCAGGUGGCCAAGCACGACAAGGAUGAUGAUUGCUGGGUCAUUAUAAAUGGUCAAGUCUUUGAUCUCACCAAGUACCAGAAUGAGCAUCCUGGUGGAGCUCUGUCAAUCAACGCUUUCGCUGGCGGUGAUUGCUCGUUGGAGUUCAACACUGUCCACGAGAAGGAGUUGUUGAAGGAUUAUCAGCAGUAUGUUGUUGGAAGUCUGGUUGACUCUAUCCCUAUGGCCCAGGUCGCUCAGCACAAUACUGAUGAUGAUUGCUGGAUUGUUAUCGAUGGGAAGGUCUAUGAUGUUACUAACUAUGAGAAGGAGCAUCCCGGUGGAGUCAUGGCUUUAACUGCUUUUGCUGGUACCGAUUGCUCUCUCGAAUUCAACACAUGUCACGAGAAAUCUGUUCUCGAGGAGAUUGGCUCUAAGUACCUCGUUGGCGAUCUCAAGUCGAAGGCUAAGAAGAGCACUGCUCCUUCUGCUGGAGCUAAGAGGCUCACUAUGGACGAGGUGGCCAAGCAUAACACCAAGGAUGAUUGCUGGGUUGUUGUUAACGGUUAUGUCAUGGACGUGACCAAAUUCUUGCCUGAGCACCCUGGUGGAUCUGCAGCUAUUGUGAAGUACGCUGGUAAGGAUGCUUCCAAUACGUUCAACGCGAUACAUCGUCCUGAGGUGCUCCAGCAAUAUGGUAGCAAGUACAUCAUCGGCAAGCUUGGCGACACUAUGAGCGGUUCCGGUAGUGCUGGUCCGGCCUUGACCAUGGAAGAGGUUGCUAAGCAUACCACUGAGGAUGACUGUUGGAUUGUGAUCAACGGUAAUGUCUACAAUGUUACCAAGUGGUUGCCCAAGCAUCCUGGUGGAAAGGAUAUCAUCUUGCAGAACGCUGGUCAGGAUGCUUCCGAUGAGUGGAAUCCCAUUCAUCCUAAGGGAACAUUGGAGAAGUUCGGUAAGCCCUAUUUGCUCGGACCUGUUGGCUCUGGUGGUGUGGCAGCUGCAUCUAGCACUCCUGCUCUAACUAUGGAGGAGGUUGCUAAGCACACUGCCAAGGAUGACUGCUGGGUCGUUAUCAAUGGUAACGUUUACAAUGUUACCGACUGGCUUCCCAAGCAUCCUGGUGGACCCGAGAUCAUCUUGCAGCACGCUGGUGAGGACGCCUCUGAUGACUGGAAUCCCAUUCAUCCUGAGGGUACCCUGGAGAAGUUCGGCAAGCCCUAUUUGCUCGGAGCUGUUGGCUCUGGUGGUGUCUCUGCUUGUCCUGUCGCUGCUCCUGCAUCAGCGGGCUACACUGAGGAGGAAGUUGCUAAGCAUAACACCAAGGAUGAUUGCUGGAUCAUUGUCAACGGCAUGGUCUACAAUGUCACCGACUGGCUACCUAAGCAUCCUGGUGGAGAGGCUGUUAUCAUGCAAUACGCUGGUAAGGACGCCUCGGACGAGUGGAACAUGAUUCACCCCGCUGGCACUAUGGAGAAGUAUGGCAAGCCUUACGAGCUCGGUUCUCUUGGUUCUGGAUCUGCUCCUGCGGCUGCUGCUGGCGCUCCUGCUAGUGGAAUUGUCCUAAGUGCUGAGGAGGUUGCCAAGCAUAACACUGAGAAGGACUGUUGGAUGAUCAUUGAUGGUGGCGUCUACGACCUCACUGACUGGUUGCCUAUCCAUCCUGGUGGAGCUGCUGCUAUUAUGGCUUACGCUGGCAAGGACGGUUCCACGCAGUAUAACAUGAUCCAUGACGAUAAGACUCUCGGUACCAUUGGUAAAAAGUACUAUUUAGGUGCCGUUGGUUCCGUCAUGGGUGGUGCGUCUUCUGCUACUGCUACUACUGCUGCUGUGUCUAAUGACCUGAGUGCUCCUCUCCUUGCAAGCGAGCAAUGGUGGGGUCCCGACAGGAACACAGCUAAGCGAUAUGGUCCUCUCGGUCCUGCUAUGGGUUACUCAGUGUACGAGUGGUGUGCUGCUAUCUGCUAUUUCGUAUGGCUCUUCCUCUACGAAGUAUUCGCCACCAUCUUCUCUGUGAAGAACUUCAAAAAACCCUAUGACAAAUCAGGUGUCACUCGUUCUGCCAUGUUCAUGUGUGUAUUUGUCGUCAUCCAUGCCCUUGGCAAUAUCCAUCUCUUCUUCGGUGCGGUCCACUUCAACGCUUAUGCGUACUUCCUCAACCACCCGGUUGCAUGGAGUACGUUGAUGCUUCCUGUUGAGAUCUACCUCUUGCUUUGUGGUCUCAUGCAUGUUGUUGUUGCAUUGAUGAGAACCUUCAAGUUCAAGAACAUUCACAUGCCUCUUGACCAACUGUGGAUGCCUAUCACUGGUAUUUUCCUUCUCAUUUUCCUGAUUGUGCAUCUUGCCCAGUUGAGGUUCGUACGUGAGUCUCAUGCUCCUGUAUACAGAUUCCGUGCGAAGUGGAUGUAUCCAUUCUACUGUGCUCCGGACGAUACCUUUUGUUCGGUUGUGGAGUUCAAGGAUCUCUACCUCAUGACUAAGGAAAUGUUCACCAGCCUCGGUUGGGUGAUCUUCUACCUUGUCGGUAUCUGUUUCUUCAUUGCACAUCUUGGAGAAGGAUUGCAGAAGGUUAUCAUGAUGCAUCAUGUGAUUCCCCGUUCCCAGAAGCAUCGCGUGACAGUGUUAGGAUUGUUGUUAACCUAUAUCGUCGGUUUAUUGUAUCUGUCUUACCCCAUUUUCUGUUACUUCACCCCGGUCAAGAAUUUGUCGGCAUAUGAAGCCGCUCAGCCUGCCGCUGUUACUGUUUCGGAAUAGAUGAGGAACAUUUGAAGAUACUUCAUUCAUUGAAUCAUUUCCUGCCGAGUCGGCAGUGCCGAGUAGCUGCUCUUUAACAGAAUUGUUAAUGUUUCUUGCGGCAUAUCCAGCGCCUGAAUACGCGCAUUUUCAUCGGCAUUCUCCUGAGUAAUUUCCUGAUGUCUAAUCAGAAAGUUAUUUCAUUCCAACUACACGCGAAUA